Molecule: messenger RNA, 1502 nt
Organism: Sphaeroforma arctica JP610
Lineage: Eukaryota; Ichthyosporea; Ichthyophonida
Exons: 5
Coding region: 4-1281 (425 amino acids)
Source: RefSeq, a predicted model, not a curated record
GCCAUGCUGGCGUUCAAGGCGAAGCUGAUUGGACGUGCAGGUCUAGUUGAGAUGCUGCGGGUCUGUACAGCGGAGACUGAGGAACUGCUCGCCAAUGCACGUGACAAGCACCCCACCCACUGGCCACCCAGGUUAAAAUCCAAGUUUGUGCGGAAAAUGAACACCCACAUUCUCGAGGUGUGCGAUCUGCAGAAUCUUAAGAUGCCUCUGGUAGAGCUGGGAGAUCUAGAUCUGCUCCUCCCCCGGAGUAAUACGUCGACUUUUAAACGAGCGUCGCUUGCAAUGGUGGGCGCCGCUGCGUUUGUAGGUAGAAAGAUCAGUCUGGGGCGGUUUGAAACCCAAUCCGAUAAUGAAAGUGACGAUGAAGAAGAAAAGGAGACGCCCUCUGCGCAUUCCCGCGGAAUAGAAUCGUCGCCACUAUCACUCAACAAUACCAUCAAACGUAGAGAGACAAUCAAUAUCGGAUCCCUGUCUCCCGGCCGAAAAAGACCGCUUGCGAAUGGCAACGCGAUGUUCAGGAAAGCACUGAACCAUAGUAGUACCCAGCCGGCAGCCCGUAACCAUGGCAACGAGGUGAAGGCGGGUGGGGAUGCGGAGGCAGACACAAGAACAAAAAUAGGAGACAUCGCAACGGAUUCACGAGUUGCAGACGAUGACACAGUUGCGCUGAAACCCGACACAAGACUUACGAACAAGCCCACGGAGGAGCCAGAGCCGCGUAACAGUACUGAAACCGAGGCUGACCUACCAAUAGUGGUAGGACCGGAUGACGUACAAAACUCAGGCAGUCGCCCGAUACAAAACCACGUACAUACACCCGAUACGGUGACACACACGAACGCGAACACGAAUGCAAACUCGUCCCCGCACCCACACCCAAACACACACACACACACACAAACCGACCCGACCCACAGUAUACCUCCGGAACCCGCCACAGGCACACCCACGCCCACGCCCAUGCGCAUGCACACACAAUGCACUAUCCCACACACACCCGGAGAAUCGCAACCACAGUUACAGCCACAACCCCAAACCCAACCACUAGUGCUACCACAACCCCAACCACUCGUCCUAGACCCCAGUCUAAGCUUGAACGAGGACGCUCUACUGACACCUGCGACGGGGUUGGGGUCGUUUUCAAACGAUUCGAUUGCGUCUGCGCGUAGUUGUCCCGUGGGUGACAAUGUGGAGUGUGCGCGGGCAAGUGCGUUGCUGGGCGAUCCAAAGUUUCUCAGCGUACGACCACACAUACACAGGAGAAGGGGUGAGAGAGCGUAGAAGCGUAGCAGGAGGAGAGUCAGGCAGCUGGUAAAAGGGGGGGGGUAGUACUAGACGAAGACAACCGCACAUACACCGGAGAAGGGGUGAGAAAGCGUAGAAAUGUAGCAGGAGGAGUGUCAGGCAGCUGUGAAAGGGGGGGGGUAGUACCAGAAGCAAGCAAGUGUAGCAGCAGUAAAAGGUUGACCGUCAACACGGGUCAGGUACUGGGUAGUAGUAGA